Molecule: messenger RNA, 1437 nt
Organism: Haliotis rubra (blacklip abalone)
Lineage: Eukaryota; Metazoa; Mollusca; Gastropoda; Lepetellida; Haliotidae
Product: serine-rich adhesin for platelets-like
Exons: 9
Coding region: 1-1437 (478 amino acids)
Biological process (GO): multicellular organism development; Notch signaling pathway; cell communication
Cellular component (GO): membrane
Source: RefSeq, a predicted model, not a curated record
AUGGCUAAACUGACGUGUCUCCUGGGACUGAUGGUGCCUGUGAUGAUUGAUACUGUACUGGGCACCGGCAAGAUCGCUGUCAAGGUCACCAGGUUCCUUAACCCAAGUGGGCGAGACAAGAACAACGUCUGCUGUGAUGGUUUGAAUCUGCCCACCGGGUGUCCAACUGGUAACUGUGACAACAGUUUCCUGCUGUGUGGUUCCAGUGCUGCCAGUAUUGCCAGCAUCACAGACUGCGACUACGGGAUCCACCAGUUUGACGGUCAGAAGGACCAGAAUAGCAACAACUUCUCCGACGAUGAAUCAUUGUUCCCCUUCGACACCUGGAAGGGCAGCGUGAACCUCGGCAUUAACGUCACCGAUCUCGACACAGACGGCGUGAUGAUCAUUGACAACUUCUCCGUCAACUUCACAUCCACAGUAUUCCCUUCCUACAACACCGCCGCCUACAGAACCCUGGACCUAACGGGUGACAGGCCUAUCAACCCAACCAGCCUGCGAGUGUUAAUGACGGCUUAUUGUGACAGAUACUACUUCAGGGAAGACUGCUCCAAACGUUGUGUUCCGCAGGACAACUGUGACGGCCACUACGGGUGUGACAGCAGCGGCAACAUUGUCUGCAGACAGGGAUGGACUGGAGCGCAGUGUCGUCAGUCUGUAGCUGGGUCUAUCACAGACUGCGAUGUGUAUGAUGGUCUGGCAAAAACGUCCUGGGCGGGGAAUGUCAUGUGCAACUCCACACAAGCCAUCACCUUAAACAUUGCAAGUCAGGACAACAAUGGCGGAGUGUCAGGGUCAUUGAAAACCCAAGGGGAGGUAAUGCUGAUUGGAGGGAGUUUCAACACCACCACAAAGAAACUCAUGCUAAAUGUCAACAAAGACAAUACAAGUAAUGUUGACAUACAGGUUCUUGCCACGAGGGAAAAUGACACCAGACUAUCCGGGACUGUUUACAGAGAGAAUGAAACAUGCAAAAUGGAACUUCUCCAGUCCACUGGCUCGUUCGAUGCUUGUGGGCAGGGGACCUGUAUUCGCUACGGGCGGAAGCUGGACAACUUCUACUGCUGUUGUGAUGACGGCAAAGCGGUAGCCAGCUGUAAAGCAUCAGCGACAACGACGUUGACUACACCAUCUACAGAAAUGACGUCACCAACUACAAGGUCGACCGUCAGCGCAGCUAACACGUCGUUACCUAUACCAUCUUCCUCCAUUGCUACUUCUACUGAUACAACUACAUCGAUUUCUAAUGACACUGAUACAACUACAUCGAUUUCUAAUGACACUGAAGCAACUACAUCGAUUUCUACGAACGCAUCGACUCCAGUUUCUUCUCCUUCACCUUCACCUUCACCUUCGACUACCACUGAUACUACUACGUCAACUACAAAUCCAACGACAUCCGCAAUGUCCUCCCUCAUCACACACGCAGGCAACUAA